Molecule: messenger RNA, 758 nt
Organism: Anastrepha obliqua
Lineage: Eukaryota; Metazoa; Arthropoda; Insecta; Diptera; Tephritidae
Exons: 3
Coding region: 15-758 (247 amino acids)
Molecular function (GO): nucleic acid binding
Source: RefSeq, a predicted model, not a curated record
UAAACGAGAUUCUAAUGGCGAGGCCGACCAUACAACCCAAACUUUUUGAUAUUCUUAUUCGCUUUCCCGACAACAUUUUCCAGUGCAUUUUGUGGCGGGACCUUCAUCACAUUUCUGAUGCAGAAAGGGAAACCUUCCUUAAAUUCGAUGACGCGCGACACCUUAGAGGCACCAGAAAUUCUAAACGGUCUGCACUAUCAACAAUAGCUCGAAAAUCUUUUGAGCACAUCAUGGCUGAUUUGCCUAAGGAGCGCAUUCAGGCCUCACGAGCCUUCAUCGUCACAGGAGUGGACUACUGUGGUCCAUUUUACUUCAAACCCGAAACCCGCAAUAAGUCACCCCAGAAAUGUUAUAUCAGCGUCUUCAUCUGUUUCGCAACCAAGGCCGUAUGGAGGGAGCUAGUGAGGGACCUUCCAACAGGUGCUUUUUUGGAAGCUCUCAAGCUAUUUACGACAACACGCGCCAUGCAAAGCUGUAUUUGGUCAGACAACGCAACCAAUUUCGUAGGCGCUAAGAACGAGUUGAGAGACCUAAAACGCCUACUCCUAAGCCAAGAGCACCGCAGUAAGGUUCACGUUCACUACCUCAACAAUGGUUUCGACUGGCGAUUCAUACCACCACGUUCACUACAUUUCGGCGGCUUGUGGGAAGCCGCAGUAAAAAUGGCUAAACAGCACCUGCACCGCACUCUUGGCUCUGCAAUUCUUGGUUUUGAUGAACUGCGUACAUUGAAAAUCCAGAAGACCUUGAUGUUUUAA